CCAGAAUGGUGUUGCAGUUUCACGUCUCGGCCCCCGGAUUCCUAUUGACACCGCGGUUCGCCACACCUCUCCGGCAUGGACAUCGCACAGGCCAGAUACACGAGUGGCUUCACCCACAUCAUCGACGGCAAGCCAGCCACCUCACCGACCACCACUUGGGUGAUCAACCCGUCCACGGGAGAGCCUUUUGCGCAAGUCCCCAUCGCCACAAAAGCGCAGCUCGAGCAGACCGUCGCUGCUGCCGAGCGGGCCUUCACCUCUUGGAGCGCCAAGGCUUGGCAGGAGCGAGCAGAUGUGUUGCGCGCCCUAGCCGUCCUCAUCGAGCGUCAUGCUGAGAGCUUUGUGGAGUUGAUCAUGCGAGAGGUUGGGAAAGACCGUCAUAGUGCUACCUUCGAGGUAGGCGGCGCGCCGGAGGGACUUUCUAAGUCUGCAAGCCACAAGCUCGAGGAGGAGGUUGUGACGAGCGAACCGGGAAGGACGAGCAAGAUACGAUAUCGGCCAUAUGGAGUGUGUGCUGCUGCCAUCGCGUUCAACUUCCCACUUUUCUUCUGUAUCCUCAAGCUAUCGCAUGCUCUCUUGGCGGGGAAUUGCCUAAUUCUCAAGACAUCGCCCACUGCGCCAUGCGUUAGUCUGAAAUUUGUGGAGCUCGCGCAGUCAGUUGUCCCUCCUGGCGUGCUCUCCGUGUUGUGUGGUGGUGAUGAGUUGGGUCAAUGGCUUGUUCAGCACCCACGUAUUAUGCGCUUUUCCUUCACGGGGUCGACGGCAACUGGCAAGGCCGUCAUGCGCGAAGCCGCUGCAGGUGUCAAGAGCCUCACUCUUGAGCUGGGCGGGAACGACCCCGCAAUCGUGCUUCCUGACGCCGACAUCAAGAAGGUCGCCCAACAUCUUCUCAUCGGGGCGACCAAUAAUGCGGGCCAACAGUGCUUCGCUAUGAAGCGGAUCUUCAUCCACGAAGACAUUUACGACGCGGUUCGAGACGAGAUCGUAGCGCUCGCAAAGCAGGCUAAAGUUGGGGAUCCAUUCGACGCCGAGACGAUCAUAGGUCCUGUCCAAAACAGACGAGUGUACGAGAAGCUGAAGGGGUUAGUUGCCGACUGCAAGGCCCGGGGCUACAACAUCGCCUAUGAGGGCGAGGCCGGUAUGGCCGGAAGCAAGGGCUACUUCAUCCCGAUCACGAUCAUCGACAACCCUCCUGACAAUGCCAGGAUUGUCCGCGAAGAACAAUUCGGCCCCAUCAUACCAUUACUGAAAUGGAAGGAUGACAAUGAGGUCGUUGUGCGCGCAAAUGACACCGAGUACGGCCUGAACGCGUCGAUCUGGGGCUCCAAUAUGGUGCGCAUCCAAAACAUCGCCGAUAAGCUAUAUGUCGGGACAGUCUGGAUCAACGAGUGGGCUGCAAUGCACCCCGAUCUACCUUUUCUGGGCGUGAAGCACUCCGGGGUGGGCGUCGAAAAUUCAAAGCACGGCCUCCUUUCGUGGGUGUAUCCCCAGGCGUAUGUGUGCAGGGAGUCGCUGAAUGGUGCUCUGACCGAGCCAGAGCUAGAGUAGCCGAGCCGCGAUGCGCAAUCCCGAAGUGGACUAUAGGCGUAAUAUUUCUUGUUGUCUAGGGGCACAUGCACCCGCCUGCCUGACAUUGUGUAGCGCCUCCUCCGAAUCCUACUUCAAAUACGACCGUCAUGUGUACUGCGCAUGUAUUAUC
This is a messenger RNA of Dichomitus squalens LYAD-421 SS1, 1699 nucleotides long. Its product is annotated as NAD-dependent succinate aldehyde dehydrogenase. The coding region runs from base 76 to 1548 and encodes 490 amino acids. Gene Ontology annotation, molecular function: aldehyde dehydrogenase (NAD+) activity. The record is from RefSeq and is a predicted model, not a curated record. The transcript has 14 exons. Lineage: Eukaryota; Fungi; Basidiomycota; Agaricomycetes; Polyporales; Polyporaceae.